Molecule: messenger RNA, 552 nt
Organism: Octopus sinensis (East Asian common octopus)
Lineage: Eukaryota; Metazoa; Mollusca; Cephalopoda; Octopoda; Octopodidae
Exons: 3
Coding region: 1-552 (183 amino acids)
Source: RefSeq, a predicted model, not a curated record
AUGGUUUCUCCUAUUGUUUUGAUACACCAUUUUCUGUCAUUAAGAGAACUGCUGAAAUUUUUGACGCCACAGGCGUCGUCUUUAUCGUCCAGUCAGCAAGAGAGGAGGGUGGAGGAAGUUUUAACGAUGAAACCGUCAAGUGAUCGUCAUUUGUUACUGCACAAUACUGCAGACGUAGUAGUAAUUAGAAUUAGUAGCAACAGUAUCAGUAACAACGGCAUCUGGAAAGACAACAGCACUAACAAUAACAGUAGCAGCGGCAACAACAAUGACUGUCAAAAUAAUUCGCAAAAUCACCACCGCAGUAUAAUCGUGCAUUGCCACUGUUAUGGCAAUAAGCUGUCGCAGCGCAAAACUGCCAUCUCACUACCUUCUCUAAUAAGAAGCAAUGCCAGCAACGAUAACAGUGAAACUAACCACAGCGGUGUAACAAAAGUAGUGAAAACAAAAGAAAACACAUUUCCUUUGUCCAAAUCGGUUUUCGAUCGCAUCUCAGUGUUCAAUGAGUACGGAAGUUUAGAAAAGACAGAGGCAUCAACAGCCUGGAAUUGA